Messenger RNA from Acanthopagrus latus (yellowfin seabream), 9311 nucleotides. RefSeq names its product high density lipoprotein binding protein b (gene hdlbpb). The record is from RefSeq and is a predicted model, not a curated record. The transcript is spliced from 28 exons. Gene Ontology annotation, molecular function: mRNA binding. Bases 246 to 4052 code for a protein of 1268 amino acids. Gene Ontology annotation, cellular component: nucleus; cytoplasm. NCBI's taxonomy places the organism in Eukaryota, Metazoa, Chordata, Actinopteri, Spariformes, Sparidae.
AAUUCCUUUAUACUCUGCAAGUCGCAGUGCAUGCUGGUAUCGCUCCGCCGGCAGAGGAAAUGCUCCUAGACCAAUCACAUCUGUGUUUACACCAUCACCUGUCAAACAUACACCCUCUGCUAUAUUUUCUCUCUGAAAGGAGCUCAAACACACACUCACACUGAAGCGCCUACGGUAGCAGCUAACUGGACGGACUCUCUGGCAAUUGACCUUUUGCAGUGGAAUAGCGGAAUAAGUCUUGAACCAUGAGCUCAGUGGCAGUGUUGACCCCGGAGAGCUUUGCGGAGCAUCGCAGUGGCCUCAAGGACCAGGAGAUUACAGGCUGUGUCCCGGAGGAUGAGGCCUACAUCCCCACCUACCUGGAGGCCUUCCCUCCGCUGCCGGAGAAGGGGGCACCAGGGGAGAAGGCUGGGGAGCCGGUUUCAGCAUGGGGGAGCAAGAUCAGGCCCAUCAAAGCCUCGGUCAUCACCCAGGUGUUCCACGUGCCCCUUGAAGAGCGUCGCUACAAGGACAACAGCCAGUUUGGUGAGGGCGAGGAGGCCAAAGUGUGCUUGGACAUCAUGCAGCGGACGGGGGCCCACAUCGAGCUGUCCCUGGCCAAAGACCAGGGCCUGUCCAUCAUGGUCACCGGCAAACUGGACUCGGUCAUGAAGGCACGCAAGGAAAUCGUAGCUCGUCUUCAGACGCAGGCCUCAGCGACGGUCGCCAUCCCCAAGGAGCACCAUCGCUUUGUCAUCGGUAAGAACGGCGAGAAGCUGCAGGAACUGGAGCUGAAGACUGCCACCAAGAUCGCUAUUCCACGUCCCGACGACCCCAGCGCCAACAUCCGCAUCACCGGCACCAAGGAGGGCAUCGAGAAGGCUCGCCACGAGAUACUUCUGAUCUCUGCUGAACAGGACAAGCGAGCGGUGGAGCGUCUCUCCCUGGAGAAGGCCUUCCACCCGUUCAUCGCCGGCGCCCACAACCGCCUGGUGCAGGAGCUGAGCCAGGAGACGGGCGCUCGCAUCAGCAUUCCACCGCCGAGCCUGCCCAAGGACGAGAUCGUCAUCACCGGGGAGAAGGAGGCCGUUGCUUUGGCGCUGAACCGCAUCCGAGCCAUCUAUGACGACAAGAAGAGGAAGACCACCACCAUCUCCGUGGAGGUCAAGAAGUCUCAGCAUAAGUACAUCAUAGGUCCGAAGGGCAACACCCUGCAGGAGAUCCUGGAGGCCACGGGGGUGUCGGUGGAGAUGCCCCCUCUUGACUCCAGCUCAGAGACCAUCAUCCUCAGGGGGGAGCCCGACAAGCUGGGACCGGCGCUCACACAGGUGUACGCCAAGGCGAAGAGUGUGAUGGUGGUGGAGGUGACGGCUCCGGCCUGGCUGCAUCGCUUCAUCAUCGGCAAGAAAGGACAGAACAUCGGACGGAUCACACAGCAGCUACCACGGGUUCAUAUAGAGUUUACAGAUGGCGAGGAGCGCAUCAGUCUGGAGGGGCCAACAGAAGAGGUGGAGCAGGCCCAGGCCCAGAUACAAGAGAUCAUCAAAGACCUGCUUGUGAGGAUGGACUACACUGAAGUCAUCAUAGACCAGCGUUUCCACCGACACCUUAUCGGGAAGAAUGGAGCCAACAUCAAUCGGAUCAAGGAGCAGUACAAAGUGUCGGUACGGAUCCCCCAAGACUCUGAGCGAAGCGGCCUGGUCCGGAUCGAGGGAGAUCCUAAAGGAGUCCAGCUGGCACGCAGAGAGCUCAUCGAGAUGGUCCAGAGAAUGGAAAACGAGCGCACCAAAGACCUGAUCGUGGAGCAGAAGUUCCAUCGGACAAUCAUCGGCCAGAAGGGAGAAAAAAUCAAAGAAGUUCGAGACAAGUUCCCUGAGGUCAUUAUCAAUUUCCCCGACCCGGCACAGAAAAGUGACAUUGUCCAGCUGAGAGGGCCGAAGAACGAGGUGGAGAAAUGCGCCAAGUUCCUCCAAAAAAUCAUUGCUGACCUGAUUGAGAACAGCUUCUCGCUCUCCGUACCCAUCUUCAAGCAGUUUCACAAAAACAUAAUUGGCAAAGGCGGCGCCAACAUCAAAAAGAUCCGCGAGGAGACCAACACUAAGAUCGACCUGCCGACGGAGAAUAGCAACUCCGAGAUGAUCGUCAUCACAGGCAAGAAGAGCAACUGUGAGGCAGCCAGAGAUCGAAUCCUCGCCAUCCAGAGAGAACUGGCCAACAUUAAGGAGACAGAGGUCACCAUCCCUGCCAAGCUGCACAACUCUCUGAUUGGCUCUAAGGGCUGCCUUGUGCGCUCCAUCAUGGAGGAUUGCGGCGGCGUCCACAUCCAUUUCCCCUCCGAGGGGUCCGGCUCGGACAAGGUCACCAUCAGAGGGCCCGCUGGGGAGGUGGAGAAGGCCAAGAAACAGCUGCUGCAGCUGGCUGAGGAGAAGCAAGUCAACAACUUCACAGCCGAGCUCCAGGCCAAACCAGAGUAUCAUAAGUUCCUGAUUGGCCGUGGCGGGGCCAAUAUUCGCCGCGUGCGUGACAGAACCGGCGCCCGCAUUAUCUUCCCAUCGCCGGAUGACACAGAGCAGGAACUGAUCACCAUUGUAGGAAAGGAGGAAGCUGUCCGUCAGGCCCAGAAGGAGCUGGAAAGUCUUGUGAAAAACCUGGACGACGUGGUGGAGGACAGCAUGGUCGUAGACAUUCGCCACCACCGCCACUUUGUGUGUCGGAGAGGCCAGGUGCUGCGGGAGCUGGCGGAGGAGUACGGCGGAGUAGCUGUUAGCUUCCCUCGCACGGGGACCAACAGUCAGCGGGUCACUCUGAAGGGAGCCAAGGACUGCGUGGAGGCCGCCAAGAAACGCAUCCAGGAGAUCAUCGAGGACCUGGAGUCCCAGGUGAGCGUGGAGGUGGCCAUCCCUCAGCGCUACCACCGUGCCAUCAUGGGGCCCAAAGGCUGCCGCAUCCAGCACAUCACCAGGGAGCACGAGGUCCAAAUCAAGUUCCCCGAGAGAGACGACAGCGCUGCAGGUCAGGAGGCUUCACCACAGGAAAACGGUGAGGUCAGCCCAGACGCAGAGUUCGUCCCCCGCAAGUGUGACAUCAUCACCAUCUCUGGGCGAGCAGAGAAGUGUGAACUGGCUAAAGCCGCCCUGCUGGCGCUGGUGCCCAUAACUGAGGACGUCGAAGUCUCUUAUGAGCUUCAUCGCUACAUCAUUGGCCAGAAGGGCAGCGGGAUCAGGAAGAUGAUGGAGGAGUACGAGGUAAACAUUUGGGUGCCGCAGCCAGAGAAGCAGCUGGAUGUGAUCAAGGUGACGGGCCUGGUGGCCAACGUGGAGCGAGCCAAGCUGGGUCUGCUAGAGAGGGUGAAAGAACUGCAGGCCGAGCAGGAGGACAGGGCCCUGCGCAGUUUCAAGGUAACCAUGUCUGUAGAUCCAAAGUUUCAUCCCAAGAUCAUCGGCCGCAAGGGAGCCGUCAUCUCUCAGAUCAGGAAAGACCACGACGUCAGCAUCCAGUUCCCCGACAAAGGAGACGAGCAGCAGGACCUGAUCGUGAUCUCGGGGUACGAGCGUAACGUGGAGGAGGCGCGUCAGGCCAUCCAGCAGCUGGUGGCCGAGUUGCAGGAGAUGGUGAGCCAAGAAGUUCAUCUGGACCCGAGGACCCACGCUCGCAUCAUCGGAGCCCGCGGCAAAGCCAUACGCAAGCUGAUGGAGGAGUUCAAGGUGGAUAUUAGGUUCCCUCAGCCAGGCUCCGACGAGCCAGAUAAAGUGACGGUGAUGGGCCUUCCAGAGACCGUCGACAACGCCAUCGACCACCUGCUGAACCUGGAGGAGGAAUAUAUGCUCAGCGUGACGGAGACGGAGACCUUGGCAGCGUACAUGAAGCCUCCGUCUCGCUAUGGAGGGGGAGGCGGAGCGGGAGGAUUUGACGACGGCAACGGGGGUCCAGCUAAGGGCUUCGUGGUGCGGGACGCCCCCUGGAACGCAGCAGGGAACAAGGCUCCUGACAUGAGCAGUGCAGAGGAUUUCCCCACAUUCGGGACCGGCGUGGCCCUGAAGCAAACGUCCGUCUGGGGUCCCAAGAAGUUCUGAAGUUGCUCAUCUGGAGGACAGAAAAAAAGAAAAAAGACAAAAAAAAACAAACUUCUGUAAAGUAGACGACGAGAGAGAAUAUCUCUAGUCAAAUUGCUGCUCGCCUUCCUCCCUCCUCCUCUUCCUCUCCUUAGUGACUUCCCCUUCGUCUCUCCCUCUCUCUGUAAACCCCCCUCGUACCGUCCUCCCACAACUAGCUCCAAUGAAUUCUGGGAGAACUAUCCCUUUCUUUUUUUUUUUUCCCCUCAUCUGUCUUUCUUCUUAGUACCUCCUCCUCCUCCUCCUCCUCCUCCUCCUCCUCCUCCUCCUUCCUACUGAGAGAGGGAAAAAACAUUGAGCGCUCUCUUCAUGCUGUCCCGCUCUGCCUCUCGGUUGCACCACCCCUGCCGGUCAUGCUGAAACAUUUCAAAAACUGCCCCCCAUCUUUCCGCCUCUGACUGCCGGUUCACCUUACUGCAGCGCAUCAGAAGCAUUUAAACUCUUCAAAGUCAGCUGAAUGGGGGUCGAAGGAGCAGCGGGAAAGCAGGGCGCAUAUCCAAGUGAAUUGAAUCUUGGAUUUUUAAGCUCAUAAACGGAGGGGAGUUCAUAAAACACUGACAUCUUUUAAGGUUGUUUUUCUCGUGGUUUUUACAAGGAGGUUUUGUGUCGGCUCACCUUUUCCAGUCACUGAUGUGGUGCAGCAGGUGAGGCAAUGAGGUGUGUGUGUGUGUGUGUGUGUGUGUGUGUGGGUGUUCAAGAGAGGUUUUUUUUUUUUUGUCACCCACAACUGUUAGUACAUCCCCAUUUUAUUUAUGUCGGAGCUGGGAGCAAAAAAAAACAACAAAAAAACAGCUGCUGUAGUCGACUUUUUCUUUCCCUGUUUGAAUUUCAAAGAUGUGGAAGCUCUGCGCCGAUCGUUUGUAAUGAAUGUCGUUUUUGUCACAACUGUUUUAUUUAUUCGAAAAUGAAAAAAGGAGCCAUUUUAUUUGAAACUACUGUGAUCAUGCUUUUUUUUUUUCUUUUUUUUUUUCUUUUGGGGUUUGUUUUUUUUAUAUAAAAGCACCCACUGUAGCUUGAUGCUUACAACCUUCUGUUUAGGAGUGAAUGCUGCUGUACGUCAGGGUUUGGGCACAUGUUAACAGUUGUUAUUAUGUGUAAGUGUACAAAGAACUUUGGCUAUUUUUUUAAACUGUGUGGGAUUUCUUUUGUUGUUGGUUUCUGGCAUAUUUGGAAGACUAUGUAUGUAUGUAUGUAUGUAUGUAUGUAUGUAUGUAUGUAUGUAUGUAUGCGUGUGCGUGUGGAAGUUAUGAUGUAUAUUUGAAUGAAGCUGAACCAAACUUUUACACCGUCUCUGUCCCUGUGUCUCUCUUCUCGGAGCUCAUUUAUUUCGAGGUUUUUUGAUACUCUCAGCUCGUCAGUAACACUGGAUUUUUACUGUCGACACGCACAAAGCGCUGCUCAAAAUCUGCCCCCCCCAUCUGCAAAACUAGCUCAGUAUCCUCAGCUGCUUUGUACAAGUGCUUCAAGUGUUAUUUUGUGAUAUUUUGUAGCAAAAACCUUUGUUGCCCUGCAUUCCUUUUAUCUAUUUCUGAGAUUUAAAGCGACACGUCCUGAACCAACUGACCCAGAUUUCAGUCAGUUUAAUCAAAAGUUUCCUCAGAAGAGUUAAUAGAAAAGUUUUAAAUAAUAUGCUUAUUUGCUUUCUUUAUUAGCAUUAACUGAUGAUUGUUAUCACUUUAAAAUCUGCAUGAUUGGCAGAGAGCCAGGAGAUGGUGAGUUUAGCUAGGCAUAAAUCUGGAAAAUACGCCUGUGCCUCUGAAAAUAACAACCUGUGGUAUUAGAAGUUAUGUGCUGGAACUAUUUCUUUUCAGGCAGCUGGGCGCAAGAGUUAACCCUCCCUAAAAUUUUUUUAUUUUUUUUAGCUUUAGGAACAGGAAGUAUUUUUGAACUUUUCGCCGUUUCCCAGCCUCGUACUUGAACUCAGCACUGAGUGUGUGACUCUGCAAUACAGUCUCGCAGUGCUGCAAAUUCAGAAUGGCAUUAAAGUGGUGGGUUGUAUUUCUAAAAUGUACAUUUUGGAUCUCACAGAUGCCUCGUGUCUGCCUACAGUGAUAUGAUAUUUGCAGGGAGCGAACCCACCGUUUGAAGCCCACAUCUCCACAUGUCUGCCUCAAUUCUCUGCUGUGUGAAGCCUCCUGCACAGCCGCUGGAGGAUUUCUUCUUCAUUGAGCUGCGCCAGGAUUGGAUUUUGAAUGUUUUUCGCCUCGGGCAUACACUGUAUCCAUCUGUGCAGACAACAGAUAUCUGCGAGAUAAUGAAAAGAUACAACACACUGCUGGAAAACAGGCACAAGUAAUAUCUUUGUUUUCUACAUUAAAGGUCCGGUGUGUCAGAUGUAGGGGGAUUUAUUAGCACAAAUGGAAUAUGACGAUCAAAAUAAUGGUUCAUUAUUAUUCGAAUUAUUCCUUUAUUAGUGUGUUAUCGCUGAGCAACUUAUAGACUGCUGAGGGGCUUAAUGGGGACUCCUGUCUCCUGUUGUUUCCAGUCAAGAUGCUAAGCUAAGCUAGCUAUGUAACUGCACAAUCAUGAUCGCACAGACAUGAGACUGAUACUGACAGAGAAAGUGAAUAAGCAUGUUCCUCAAAAUCUUUUGCCAGGACCGGGAAGAGCCCGGGACCAGACUAACAUAAGCAGAUGUAAAAAAAAUAAUAAUAAUAACAAUUAAUUAAAUUAAACUCAGGGUCCAAUUUAAAAGUCAAACUAGUGCAGAAAUGAGUCUUAAAAGCUGACGGUACAAUAGGAAACAAAACUGACUAUGCAACCCAACAGGAUCAUACAGCAGAUCACUGUCUGUCAGCAGGAAUUAUAUAAUUAUAGUAUCAUCACAUGUUUUUUGGGGCAGUCAGCUGGUCAUUUUUUAAUCUCUGCAUUUUUAAAUCUUUUCAUGUGUGUCUGUUCUUCAGUGUCUGGACAGAGCUGACCCUGAAGCAGCCGCUGUUUCUGUAAAACGUCCUGAAAAACCCACUAUUGGCCUUAAUGAGUAAUUAAGUCUACAGCAUUUUAGAAAAAAAGUGUGACUGAGUAAGAAUGCGACACUGCAAUAACAUGUCAGCAACCAGACUUUUUUUUUCUUUUCCUACUCUAAAUAAAAUUUGAACAAAAAAAGGAACCAGAAGCGACAGAUUUUUUUUUGUUUUUUUUGUCUUUUCUUCAUCUUUUUGUUACUGAAAACACCCCACAUGAACCAUCCUUCUGUGCAUACUGUCUGUCAGUUUAUUUUUAUUUUUUAUAAAUCAGGAAGAUAUGAUUUGUUAUGUAACAGCCUGUACAAUGCAACAUACAGAAAACAAAAACAAAACAAAAAAAAAUACAAAUUAAAUUGUACAAAGCAGCACAGGGCCAUAAAUAACCCAUAAUAAUAAUAUUUUCACAUUUUUGAAGUUUUUCCUUUGCCAAACCCCAGAGAUCCUCCAUCAGUCAGAUCACAGCUGCUCUUAGAAGGUGACCGAGCCUCUUUAAUUCAAGAUUUCUUUUUUUGAGUUUGACUCAUUAAACUGUGCCUUUUGAAAAAAUGUUGGGGUCUCACUUUCUGUGGCGGGUUUUUAUCAAAUUGGCAACAGGACUGAGAAAAAACAAAAGAUUGCGCUUUGGAAAGCUGUUCACAUACAAUCAACCAUCAGGCUUGGGAUGUUUUUGAUCAAAUAAAACCUUCGUAUAAACAUUUGACAAAUGGAUGAUGUAAAGUCGGCAGUAAAAUAAAAAGAGCCCUAAUUAAAUGACAUUCACAUGUAAACACCGGCGCAGGUGUGGGGACACAGGUGACCUGUCCUCCUGCUGACCCUGGAGCUCCUCGCUGUUGGCUCUGGAGCUCCUGGCGAGGUAAACAGUCAGACGUGACGGAGGGAUGGAUGGAUCAGAGUGAGCGGAUCUAAAGUAAACAGUGUGGAGAAGCGACGCCAGAAAUCCCUUCAACCUUUUGGCUUCAGUCAAUUUAACCACGUUUUAAAGGGGCAGUUCGCACCAAAAUCGAAACCUCAUGUUUUCCUUCUUGCCUGAAGAGCUUUUUGUACGUCUGGAUUGUUUUUCGCUGUGAAGUUGCUGAGUUUAAGAGAUUUCUGCCGUCUCUAGAUUUAAAUGGAACGAGAUGGCACAGGGCUUGUGGUGCUCAAAGCCUCAAAAAAACAAUAAGACAAUCAACAGACCUGAUUACGAACAGUUUCACGUAGGAACCAUUUCCUCUCCAGAGGCAUGAGGUGAUCAGCCUAGCUUAGCAUCAAUCAUUUUUUGUAUCAGUGCAUUGAAGGCAGAGCGGAUGAGAUGCUCGCUCAUUAAUCAGAAAAUAGUUCCUACGUGAAACUGCUCACGAUGAGGUCUGUGGACUGCUGGAGUAACCCGGUCAUGAUUUCUGUGAUGCUUUUUUUUUGGCACUUUGAGCAACAAGCCGGGCGCCGUCCAGUUCCAUCAUAUUUGAGAGGAGCCGGCCACUCACAGAAAAACACACACAUGGAUGAACUGCACUACAGGUGAGAGGAAAAAUCUUUUUUUUUUUUGACUUUGCAGUGAACUGUCCCUUUAGCAAUAGGCUUUGACGAGAAGAUGGUCUUUGUUCAAUUAAUCUUCUUAUUUCAAACAUUUCCUUUUCCUCCUUUUCCUGUAUGACAACCUCUCCAGUCUACAAGUAAAUAUCUAUAUUUUUAAAUAUCUUGUGAUGGAGCCUCUCGGUCGUAAACACACAAGCUGCACAGCCGGAGGAUCAUUUGCUCUUCAUUACCUCUGUACAUAAUUUCUGAGCUCCCCAAACAGGUGCAGGUGGUUUGUUGUCAGGUCCACAUUACUGUCGCACCUUCCAGUUUCCUUCACGAUAUAACGCCUGGACGUGUUUCUCCACGUGACAUGACCAGUGAGAAGUGACGCCGGGCCAGAACAGAAAUGCAAAAAGACUGCUAACAUGGAGACAUGAAGAGGACAGAAACAUACAGUACAUGUGUAAACAUUUUUUUCUUCCUCCAGUUUUAAAAUCCCCCUCCCCCCCUCUAAAGAAGUCACAAUCACAAGACACUCUUGGGUUCAUUCUCAGAUUCAAGUGUCUUUUUUUUCAUAUUUUUUUGAAAACACUGUCACUCUUUUUUUUUUUUUUUGACCCACAUUUCAGUCUCUUCAGGUGACAGUCUGUUAACGUGCAGGUUGGCAGGGGACAGCUCCUCCCGAAAUAAAACGCUGAUCGGAGCAGAGACGACUGAGUGUUAAAAUAAGUGCCAAAAAGUAAAGAGAAAAAAAAAA